CACGCCAGUUGACCAACAUGACCGUCACCGAGACUAUGAAGGCCAUCGUGAUCAAGGACAAGUUCAAGAUCGCUGUGGAGCAGGUCCCUCGGCCUGUGAUCGAGAAGGACACCGAUGUGAUCAUUCGCAUGAGAGCUUCAGGGCUUUGCGGCUCGGACCUUCACGUCUACCGCCAGACGGACCCCGGGACCGACUUCAUCAUUGGACACGAGCUGGUCGGUGAGAUCGUCGAGCUCGGUUCGGCCGUUAAGAACUUCAAGAAGGGCGACAUCGUAGCGUCUCCCUUCGCCUCCAACUGUGGCAACUGCUUCUACUGCAACAAGGGGUACACCGCCCGCUGCACUCAAGCUGAGGGAUACGGCAACGCAGCACUGCAGGGCUGCCAGGCUGAGUACGUUCGCCAGCCCCUCGCCGACUCGUCCCUCUUUCCCGUGCCCGCGGGUAUGCGCGAGGAGGCCAUGCUGCUGCUUGGCGACAUUCUCCCGACUGGCUACUCAUGCGCCUACCACGGCCGCCGACUUCUGGACGAGGACGAUGACCGCGAGAUGACCAAGCCCCUCGACGCCGUUGCAGUCGUCAUUGGGUGCGGACCCGUCGGCCUCUGCUGCAUCUCAUCCGCCAAGACCAUGUUCAAGACUGUCUUCGCCACAGACCCGUCUCCUUCCCGUCGCGAGCUCGCCGCCAAGCACGGUGCCAUCCCCGUGUCGGCCGAUGAACUGGACGCCGCUGUCCGUGAGGCCACAGAGGGGCGCGGUGCCGACGCCGUCCUGGAGCUCGUCGGCAACAAUGCAGCGCUCAAGGUCGCCAUGGACAUCGUGCGUCCCUUCGGCGCGGUAUCGAGCAUCGGCAUGCACCUCAAGCCUCUCGACCUGCACGGCGAGUUCCUGUACUCGAAGAAGUGA
Messenger RNA from Cutaneotrichosporon oleaginosum, 902 nucleotides. Lineage: Eukaryota; Fungi; Basidiomycota; Tremellomycetes; Trichosporonales; Trichosporonaceae. The record is from RefSeq and is a predicted model, not a curated record.